Messenger RNA from Panicum virgatum (switchgrass), 1835 nucleotides. Its product is annotated as transcription factor bHLH68-like. Gene Ontology annotation, molecular function: protein dimerization activity; DNA-binding transcription factor activity, RNA polymerase II-specific; RNA polymerase II cis-regulatory region sequence-specific DNA binding. Lineage: Eukaryota; Viridiplantae; Streptophyta; Magnoliopsida; Poales; Poaceae. The transcript is spliced from 8 exons. The record is from RefSeq and is a predicted model, not a curated record. Gene Ontology annotation, biological process: regulation of transcription by RNA polymerase II. Bases 289 to 1371 code for a protein of 360 amino acids. Gene Ontology annotation, cellular component: nucleus.
CGAAAAUAAAGGAGUAGUGUAGACAAAGGAACCAGGGGAAUACAAAACAAAAGCCCAGAUUCCUCUCCAAAGUCCAAACAGAUCUCCCUUUUUCCAUCUCUCCUGCUGUUGUUUUCUUUCUCUAGAGACCCCAUCUCUAGCUAGAAAGGGAAAGCAGGAGGAGGACAAGCAAAGCUACCGGCCGGCCAGACCCUAAAGAUUGACCUGAGAUUGCAUAAUAAGAGAAAUUUCCUGCAAGAUAUGGCUGUUGGAUCCUAGAGGUUCUGUUGUGUGCUCAAGCCAAACAACAUGAUGGGUGGAGGGGAAUUCAAGAGCUCCUUGCUGCAGCAGAUGGUGUGGAGUGGUGGUGGUACAGACAGCAAGAAUAUGAUGAAUAGCUUGAUGCCUUGUGCCGAGGAGCAAGAAGCCUCCAACAACAAGCAGAUACCUUCUUCCAUGCUCCUCUCCCAACACCUCCUUGAAAUCUCUUCCGGUCCGGCUCCUGAGGUGAACACCAGUACUGCAACUUCUCUAGCAAGCAGUGAUCUACAUGAUGGGCGGGAGAGCAACAUGCCGGAGUCAUGGAGCCAGCUGCUUCUUGGGGGAUUAGUUGGAGAUCAUGAGAGAUACAGCGCUGCCACAGCUCUGCUGUCAAAAGGACUAGAGGAGGGACCUAAUAAUAUGCCUCAUCAGGCUGCAGCAGCUUACAAUCUCUAUGGCCAUGGUGGUGGUGAGGAGAUCAUCCAGACAUCGUCGGGGACCAACAAAUCUCAGCAGGUGAGCCGGGCGAUGCUCUUGGCGUCCUCUCCUAGGUCAUGCAUCACCACAAGCCUCGGCAGCAACAUGCUAGACUUCUCAUCAAACAGUACAGUGCUGGCACCGGAGGUGAAGAAUCAUCAUUCUGAUAACUCUUCUGAGGGCAACAGCACUGCCAGUGGUUCAGCUCCAAAGAAGGCUAGGGUUCAAACCUCUUCUUCCGCACAAUCUACUCUAAAGGUAAGAAAGGAGAGGCUUGGGGAUAGGAUAACAGCGCUUCACCAGAUAGUGUCCCCAUUUGGCAAGACUGACACUGCCUCCGUACUACAGGAGACUAUUGGCUACAUUAGGUUCCUCCUGAGUCAUAUUGAGGCUCUCAGCUUCCCCUACUUGGGAGGCCAUGGCAACGGGAACUCCAUGGAACAACACACCGUAGCUAGCAUUCAGGAGGAGGUAAAUGGCGGCGGUGACGACGAGGGCUCCAAUAAGGAUUAUUUGAGGAGGAGAGGGCUGUGCCUGGUGCCAGUGUCGUGCACGUCGCACCUCGCCGGCGACGGUAGUGGCACCUCCGACUUCUGGGCGGUGGCCACGGCGCCACCACCUCCACCGCCGCUCGGCGGCAUCAUCUGGCGCUAGAGGACGACCAUGCAUAUAUGCAUCCGCAUCAUCGAUCAUCAUCAUAUAUAUAUAUAUAUAUAUUUGCUUUCUUUCUCCUGGUGAUUUUGGCCGCUGGGCCGGCCGGUUGCUACUUGCUAGCUUCAUCUCUAGCUACCAUGAGUUGCUAUUCUCACUAUGGAAUACAAUAAUAAUGGAGCUAGCUAGCGAGCAGCUAGCUACCGGCUAGCUGGCUGUAUGUAUCUAUACUAUACGGGUAGUAUAUACAUACGUUGAGAUCGAGAUAUAUGAUGAUGGAGCAUAUAUCAUCAUCAGGAGCUGUCAUUCUGUCGUCACAGCUAGCUGUAAGUGCUAGCUGCAGCUAGUAGGCUCAUUGCUCUUGAUGCAUAUGCAUUUAUAUAUCUUUAAUUUUUGAGCGAGAGAAUUCUAUUCUGUAUGUAUACAUAUAAUGUUUAUAUGUGUGGGCUAGCUAUUACACGACUGUC